This is a messenger RNA of Linum trigynum, 1168 nucleotides long. Lineage: Eukaryota; Viridiplantae; Streptophyta; Magnoliopsida; Malpighiales; Linaceae. The record is from the annotation of a GenBank genome assembly.
CAUAAAAGGAACCCUAAAGUGAAGUCUGGAACUUUUCAGUUCAUUUCUCCCAUUGGCCUCUCACAAACAAUCCUCUGCCCGCUCUCUUUCUCUCUCUGACUGAAAUAUCUGCUGUGGUGGUAGGACUAGGAAAGAAUACCACUACAUGUAAAUAGAGUGAGUGUGAGUGUCUCCCUUUAGCAACAACUACUUCUUCACUGGACAAACCAUUUGUGUGUCUUCCCCCUCUCUCUCUCUCUCUGUUUCUCACUUUCUCUUCUACUACCCCCUGUGUUUUGCUUCUCCAAAGGAAAAAGCUCAUUUCUCGUGAAGCAGUGCAAGAAAUGAAGCUUCAGAUCAUACCAACAAAACCCUUCUAGCCAUUUUUAACUAACCCCCAUCCACAUUGGCAUUACUCGCUAGCUUAGCUUCCAUUUCUAGCCAUUCUUCUUCUUCCAUCAAACCAAAUGUCGAUGCCACUGGGCCAGCAGCAGCCUGAAAUGGGGCAGGAGCCUUUCGCCAUUCACUCGUCGUCGUCCUCUCACGCUUCGAUCGGGCCGGUCAUAGCGGUGCUGGUAGUGAUCAUGAUUCUCGGCAUUGUGGCAGUGAUGAUUGGAAGGCUGUGUUCUGGAAGGACCAUACUGGGGUAUGGUCAGUACGAUAUAGAGAGCUGGGCAGAGACCAAAUUCUCAUCUUGCAUUGAUGGAAGGAUUACCACCACCACCGCCACUCCACCGCCGGCCGCCGCCACAAGAGCUCCACAUCCUCCGGCUGGUGACAAUGCAGUAGCUUCCCCUGCUACCACUAGUACUACUCCUGCUCAUGAAGAACAAGAAGAAGAAGAUGAUGAAGCUAAUGCAGCAGCUUAAACUCAACUUCCACUAUGGUUUCUACUCACUAUUUUGGGUCUGGGAAACAUUUGUUGACUGCUAAACCAUUUGUGAUAUUGAAUGAAUGUUCUUGUUACUUGUUUAGGUUUGAUUGACUCUGUUCUUUCUUGAAUCCAAUUUUCUCUCUGUUUUUGGUUAUUUCGUUCUGAUAUUUUGAUUUUUUUGGGUUUGUGGGUUCACGUGAAGGGAAGGGAAGGGGACUGACACGAUGAGAAUGAUAUAUCGGAGUGGGUAGUGUUAUUCCCACGAAACUGUAGCCAUCAGAGAAGUGAGAAGAGAAAGAAAAGGGUAUGAUGGGU